Molecule: messenger RNA, 3064 nt
Organism: Dreissena polymorpha
Lineage: Eukaryota; Metazoa; Mollusca; Bivalvia; Myida; Dreissenidae
Exons: 9
Coding region: 310-1857 (515 amino acids)
Source: RefSeq, a predicted model, not a curated record
GGGAUUGAGUGUCACCUCCCGAAGGAUAAGUGUAUUGAUGCGUAUCGAACCUCGUUGUGGAAGGAUUCAUUGAUUGUCUACAGUAGAUGUUCCGUAUCGAUGUUGUCGAUUGUGGAAUGAGAUGGAACUGACACGUAUGACCUUUUAUAUGAAUUACAAAGUGCUGGAUUACUAAACUGGGAAAACACUAGCAGAUAGCCAGUCAGCGCCGAGAAGCCAUCCGCCGUCUCCCAGGAAGCGGUUAUCACCCUUGCGUGCGUGCUUGCUUUCCUCGGUACCCUCCUACUUUUAGCCGGCCUUUGCUGGUAUAUGCGACACCAGAGACAAAAAGAUAACAGACGAAAAAACGAGACGCUGUACAAGAUUUCAAGGUUUCUUAACGACCAGCAAACACGGGACUUAAGUGCUCAAAAUACAACCAAAGGCAGUCACUUGUCCGCAAAGGGGAUUAACCUAACAGAGCGCUCCACUCCCAGGACUGCAGAGUUAUCUGUCGCACCUGUUCAAAAGCUAAAGAACGAUCUAGAAACUGCAGAUCAAACGACAACCGACGACAUGGUUGUUGGACAAACGCAGAAGUAUAAAGACUGGCGGGUGUCCCACCCCAGUGGCAAUAUCACCAUGAAUGGUUCCCUGCCCAUCAAGCCGGUACGUUACGUUCUGAGACCACGUGCCAACACUACAAACACACGCUACACUUUACCGGCACGCGUGUCCACGGGUUAUGAGCGCGGUCGCUCACUGCACAGAACACUUGUGCAUACGGAUGGAAAAUACGACGGAAAUUAUGUUAUGAUGCGAUCAAAAUCUGCUCCGGCUGUUAACCGCCAGUCCUCGACACAAGUACGGCAGCCGCUAUACUUCACAAAGUCUCACUACAUGGCAAUCAAGCAGCCAUUCUCCAAGAAGUAUCUCCUGCCGCCCGUGCGUACGUUCUACGAAGAGCGUCCGGUCACUCAGACUCUUCCCCGGCCGCAGACGCAGAGGAACGUGAUCGAGGUGCGACGGACGCCGGCACCCGCGCCUCCUAAACCGAUCACCUCUAAGGGCAACGUUUAUCACGUGCAAUUCGUACCUUCCGCGAAUCAAACCAUUCAUAGGCUUGGAGGAGAAUUGGGCUUAGAGCUGAAUUCGUCAAGGCCUUACACGGUUCAGUCGACUAGAGAAUGGCACACGAAGAGCGAAAAUACUCCAAGGGUUAUCCACAGUGGUCAAUCUAAUGUCUUCACGUAUGACGAUUCUGGUGGCCAGUCUAAUGUGUACACGGUUGGGAGUUCUGAGGCACAGGGUAGAUAUUACACCAUUGAUAAGCCCGACCAGACGAUUGGUGAGACACGGAUCUACGAGUCCCGGUAUGGACAUGGUCCCAACGAGUCCCGGUAUGGACAUGGUCCCAACGAGUCCCGGUAUGGACAUGGUCCCACUCGCAUUCAGCUUAAGACCUCGGACCAGGCGCAUCAAGGAACGAGUGUUAAAACAGGUGUCCGGAUGGCAGAAUGGACCGGAGACGAUUUGCAUGUAGAGAAACUCCAUCUUGAAAACGUGCAAGCGGACGACACUUCCUACCCGUACAGAGCCAGUUAUCGCGAGCACGUGACGACAGUAUCUACUCAGGGCUCUCGCAAAGCGGCAGAUGAAUUCACAAUAAUCGAUUACGUAGAACAGAACAAGCCCGCUACCAACCACGUGGUGCGCUAUUCCGGACACGACUCGUCGGCGCUUCAUGACCUUGAUAAGGUUUUGAAUAUGCCAAGCGAGAGCGAGCACUCCUCCCCAGGCAGGAAGAAAAACUCUUCUUCUUCGUCAUCGUCCUCUUCUUCGUCGUCGUCCGCUCCAUCUCGAACACGUUCGAAAUGAUAAAUCAUCUACAUGAAUGUUUGUUUAAACAUAUUUUAUUUCCAAAUUGACCAUUACAAAUGAAUUACAUUCACACAAUAUAUAAUGGAAACGGUUGGACCUUAAGUUCUACAACAUUAUCGGGGGUCUUUCCCUAGAGUAUAAAGUUACAUAGAUAAUAGUGACUGUUUGAGAUGUAAAUAUUAGUCGUCGUUUUGGAAAUCUUUCGAAAAACUACUUAAAAAGAUAGAUGCAACUACUAUUUUGAUUACAACGAUAGUAAUAAUAAUAAUAAUACUAUUAGUAAUAAUAAGAAGAAGAAAAAUAAGAAUAAGAUUAUUAAUAAUGAUAAUAUUGAUAGUAGUAUAUAAUUAGAAUAAUAAGAAUAAUAAUAAAUAUAAUAAUAAUAAUAAUCACUAAUAAAAACAUUUGGGUGUACAAAUAAUAUAAGUGUAAUGGUACAAUGUAAUACACAAUAAUGGACAAUAAUGAGUCAUGUCCUGGUGCGUCUAUGUAAAACGCUUCGUCGCUGAAAUAAAUCUUUGCACUUCAGUAACAAUAAUUACAUUUUCUUCGUCGUUCAAUAAUUGUUUUCCAUGGAGAAGAAAAUCAGAAUUUAAAGGGUGAAAAUGAACGCAAUGCAUUAAAUAGAAACAAUCGCUGUCUUUUUAUGUAUACAGAAUUAUGUUUGUAUAACAUAUUUAAUUGAAGUUUUUUCUUUCUUCAUGAAGGCGUUGUUAAGAAUGUGUAUACUUAAAAUAAUAGAUGCAUUAUUUAAUUUAUUGAACCUUUUGCAAAUUAAGAAACUGGACGUUGUAUAAAUUGUACAUAAAUCAGAGGAAUUCGUUAAAGACUUCCGCUGCGCACGUUAGGCUUUAUGUCAAACCCCUUUUGAAAAUUUGUAAAUUUGUAAAUACAAAUUUGUUGUUUUUCUGUUUGAUUAUACAUCGCUAGCUUGUUUAUAUUUGUUUAUUUAGUUGUUAUAAUUGCUUAUAUUUAUACUCAGAGGUGGUAUGUGUUAUGAAUAUCAACAUAGUAUUUGUCGUGUUCAGAUGUUUGUCUGAACACAUGUGUCUCUUAACAAGGACGAGAAUUGUAAAGACCGCAUUUAUCAAUUAUGUUACAUUUGCUUUUCACAUGAUAUAACCUAUAUAUAAUAUGUCUGUUGCACGUAAUGAAAAAAAUUAUGUAUCCAUAUUUAAAAUAUAUUGCAUUGUUGUUUAUUGAA